AUGAUUGCGAAGACCAACUCCGAUGCGAUAGAACUACUGACCGGCGGCGCUCAGCACUGGGGAAGCAGGCGUGAAAUCCGAAGCAGCGAGGGUGAGGUUUUAAGCAAAGGAUGUCUCGCUCGAGCGCAUCGUCAAAUGCAGGAGAAUGGAAGAAAACAUUUAAUUGAAAGCCGACAACUGAGAAAGAAGGAACCUGCUGCUGUAAUGAUAGUGGAAGAAGUUCAGGAAAGAGAGGACCAGAUGGGACGUAGCAUUGCGCACUAUUGGGCCCCUACAGACUGCUUUCGUGCCGACAACCUCAAUGCUGUAUCGGCCUCUAUUUUGGAGAUGAUGGAACCUGCGGGGGAAUGCUGCAUUGAGUCUAAAAUCAGCCUCUCCCGCGCCUUCGAACAGGCGACCAUGAGAGGUGUGCGGGAGCCCAGUCACGCGUCGCACUCUGGCCGCACUCAAAUUAAAUAUCCCAGGCAUAUUUACGGCAAAUGGAGGUACGCCGAGUCUGUACGCGAAGACAAAUUUACCAAAUGCUGUCGCCUUUUCGAUGAAGCGCAAGAGGUGACAGCCAAAUCCAGCUCCCAUCUCAAACCCCUCCAGACAUGGGAAUCAGAACUACAUGACAAGUUCCUGUACGGUCUGAUCAUCCCUUGGGCAACUGGCCACUGUCAAAGUAACACGGCACGCCCGGAAUCUGAAGUUUUCGUUGGUGAAUAG
Molecule: messenger RNA, 708 nt
Organism: Lentinula edodes (shiitake mushroom)
Lineage: Eukaryota; Fungi; Basidiomycota; Agaricomycetes; Agaricales; Omphalotaceae
Exons: 9
Coding region: 1-708 (235 amino acids)
Source: RefSeq, a predicted model, not a curated record